CGCAGAUUCAUGUAGUGUUUGGACUUGCCAAUAACCCAUGUCUGUCAAUCUCAACUGCUGGGUACUUGGCGAUGGGACUGGCCAAGUGUUCUCGGUCAAAAUUGCAAGUACAGAGUCUGUCAUUGCCCUCAAGGAAGCAAUCAAAGACAAGAAGAAGGUCGCUCUCCAACACAUUGACGCAGAUGCCCUCACACUCUGGAAGGUUUCCAUCCCAGUCGACGAUGGCUUCGAGGAGAAAGUUAAACUUCAAAACGAACUAUUGCCUGUGAAGAGAUUCUCGUCUUUAGUGCCACAAUUAGAUCUUCCUAUUCUCGAACUGUACUGUCUCAUUUGUGGCGGUGACGCCAACAAUAUCUUUCCGGUCAAAAUUGCGAGUACAGAGUCUGUCGGUACCUUCAAGAAAGCCAUCAAGGAGGAGAAGAAGGUUAAUCUCGAACACGUUGACGCAGACUCCCUCACACUCUGGAGGGUUUGCAUUCCAGUCGAUUAUAAUUUCGAGAAUGCAAAAGGGAUCGAUCUUAAGAAUGAGGAAAUGCUAUCACCUGCAUGGGGUUCAUCUGUUUCACAAGAGGCCCCUUCCUCAGGAGGCCUACCUAAAAAGUUUGUUGCCAUUCAGAAAAAGGAAAAACCUGCGUUUGCGUUAAUCGCCCCCCAACCGCCGCUGCCACGAUACCCAUCUCACUAUCAUCCCAUAUUCAGCCAGUUCCAAGAUGACUGUAAAACUUAUACACCCACCAAGAAAGACCAUGAUUUCGCUUUAAAGUUCUCCCAUUCUAUGUCAAAUAUUUACGCCAACGAAGGGGACAGGGCUGACCAAGCUCGAAAAGAUUUCGCAAGCUAUGGUCUCGACUUUUUGCCCACUGGAAUUGGCAAGUAUUGUACUGAUGGAGAUCUUUGCUACAAGGGCUUUUGCUUUGCACUCAUCGAGGCCAAGGCAGAGCUUUCCACCAGCGGUGCUGAGCCUCUUUUCGAGGCUGCCUGGUAUUAUAGUGCCUUCAUAAGGAACCACUUUGACGAAACCUGUUCGCGUGCCCACAUUGGCUUUGCCGGUGCCGUCUUGACCAUUCACCCUCAUCUUGAGGUCCUAGCCCCCAUGUUGCCGCUCUUCUAUCAUGCAUCCAACGUUGAUAUGCGCAUGCAAGCUGCCCAUUUUUUUGGUGCAACAAAAAAUGCGAUUCUCGCAUUGAAUAGCUACUACGAAUCCGAACUUCCACAUAUAACCUCUAACCCAAUCAUUACGUUUCCGUAUCCUACUGACUUCGAUUCCCCGUGCAGUACCACAAAGUACCCAUUUGAAUACUCAUCGCAGCUUGACGAGAACAGACUCCUAUUUUCCGGCACUGUCGGUGAUGAGAAAAUAUUCAUCAAGUUCACCCACCGAUGCUCUGAGGAUGCACUUCUCGCAUGCUUCUCGCUUGGUUGUGCACCUGCUUUGAAGAGGUGUCAGCCCAUUGCGGGUGGAUGGUAUAUGGUUGUCAUGGCUUUAAUCGAGGAUGAUUAUCAUGAAUUGCGGCAUUCAGAGAUGAAAGUCUUGUUCAAAGAUGAAAUCGAAGAGAAGGUGCAGGCGCUCCGCCAACAAGCAUUUGUGCAUGGUGAUAUCCGAACCACCAACGUCAUGGUGCGGAAAGACGGUAAGCCUGGAAUUCUACUAGUCGACUUUGACUGGGCAGGUAAAAUUGAGGAAGUGCGAUAUCCAAUGAAUGUGAAUAAUGUUGAUAUCAAGCGACCUACAGGAGCAGUUGAUGGCGAGCUUAUUAAGCCUGACCAUGAUAUUGAUAUGAUAAAGUAUAUGUUUCAAUGAAUUUAUUAAUUGAUAACACCCCACCUGGAUCACACCCUCU
Cantharellus anzutake is the source of this 1841-nucleotide messenger RNA. RefSeq lists its product as uncharacterized. The transcript is spliced from 4 exons. The record is from RefSeq and is a predicted model, not a curated record. Gene Ontology annotation, biological process: protein phosphorylation. The coding region runs from base 38 to 1801 and encodes 587 amino acids. Gene Ontology annotation, molecular function: protein kinase activity. NCBI's taxonomy places the organism in Eukaryota, Fungi, Basidiomycota, Agaricomycetes, Cantharellales, Hydnaceae.